Molecule: messenger RNA, 726 nt
Organism: Eremomyces bilateralis CBS 781.70
Lineage: Eukaryota; Fungi; Ascomycota; Dothideomycetes; Eremomycetales; Eremomycetaceae
Exons: 2
Coding region: 1-726 (241 amino acids)
Biological process (GO): transcription initiation at RNA polymerase III promoter; intracellular protein transport
Cellular component (GO): RNA polymerase III complex
Molecular function (GO): small GTPase binding; nucleotide binding
Source: RefSeq, a predicted model, not a curated record
AUGAGUCCCCAAGUCGUCCAAACCAUGAGCGGGACGCUCACCAAUGCAGAAGUUCUGCAGCAUGUUCGCGAACUGCAAGAGCGGUAUAAGCGUGAGGGCCGUCAAAAACGGAUUCCCAAAAACCUCGGGACCACUUUGGCAAAGGUCCAAUCUUACCUUGAAGCGCAAGGAGCACCGCUCGAGCCGAUCCCUAGCAAUGUCCGCGUCCGCGACCCUCGAACUGCCCAGAUUCUGGUCACUCGCCUCCGCCCAUACAAGAUUCCGAAAGGAGAAGUGCUUCAGAUCCUUAAUCUACGAGUCGAUAGCCAGCAAGCACUCGAGUCGAUCUUGGAAGGAGGGAGGAACAAAUUGUCAGACCAACAGCUUGAGGAGAUCACCUCCAUCAUUAGACAAGUACUAUAUGACGAGGAUCUGUCCCUAGACGAGGUCGAAGUCAUCCAGGUAGAGAAGAUACCGUCGGCCCAUAUUAAGAUCUCCACAAAGAACAAACCCACUCCGACAACGCUUCCAGGCAGCCAGGCCUUGGACGCCAUGAUGGUAUCCGAGAAUGAUGGCGAGACGAUUUUGAAGGCAUUGAGUCGGGAUGAACAAAUCGACAUUCCCGAACCCUUGCGGGAGGAACUCCUUAGUGGCUGGGGAGAAGCAAAGGCGCGCAGGACAGGGGAGAGGACGGGGGACUGGAUGAAGCGGAUGGACGACUUUCUGUUGAAAUCCAAAAAGGGUUGA